Molecule: messenger RNA, 1491 nt
Organism: Rhododendron vialii
Lineage: Eukaryota; Viridiplantae; Streptophyta; Magnoliopsida; Ericales; Ericaceae
Product: probable protein phosphatase 2C 59
Exons: 9
Coding region: 185-1168 (327 amino acids)
Biological process (GO): protein dephosphorylation
Cellular component (GO): cytosol; nucleus
Molecular function (GO): protein serine/threonine phosphatase activity; cation binding
Source: RefSeq, a predicted model, not a curated record
UUUGACCUGAUUUUACGUUUUUACUUUAAUUUCCCCCACAUACAGAAAACUAUAAUUAACUGCAAACAAAACGGUGAAGAACGUUCUGCAUCAUUCGCCCCUCUCCCUCUCUCUCUCCAGGGCAUUUUCUCUCUCCAAUUCCCUCAUUCAGCUUGGAUUCGACAAUCCGUAGGUUGUAGAUUGGAUGGUACAGAUUCGACGAUACAUCUACGUAUAUAUUUACAUACACAUAAUUGUUUUGGCGCGUGGUUGGCACAGUGAAGGGGAAGAAGAAAAUCAAGGGUUAGGUAUGGGAUAUCUGAAUUCUGUUUUGUCAUCUACAAGCCAGGUUUAUGCUGAUGAUGCACCCGUUAGCGGGGGUGGUCUCAGUCAGAAUGGAAAAUUCAGCUAUGGGUAUGCAAGCUCUCCUGGAAAAAGGGCUUCUAUGGAGGAUUUUUAUGAGACAAGAAUAGAUGGCGUAGAUGGAGAGAUAGUGGGUCUCUUUGGAGUAUUCGAUGGUCAUGGGGGUGCUCGUGCUGCUGAAUAUGUCAAGCAAAAUCUAUUCAGUAAUCUGAUCAGUCAUCCAAAGUUCAUUUCUGACACCAAAUCUGCUAUAGCUGAUGCAUACAGCCAUACAGACUCAGAAUUCUUGAAAUCAGAAAAUACCCAGAACAGAGAUGCUGGAUCAACUGCUUCAACUGCCAUCCUUGUUGGUGACCGUUUGCUGGUAGCGAAUGUUGGGGAUUCUAGAGCUGUUAUUUGCAGAGGAGGCAAUGCUAUAGCUGUUUCUCGUGAUCACAAGCCUGACCAAACUGAUGAGCGACAACGGAUUGAAGAUGCUGGAGGUUUUGUUAUGUGGGCAGGAACUUGGAGAGUUGGAGGUGUACUUGCUGUUUCUCGUGCAUUUGGUGAUCGCCUUUUGAAGCAAUAUGUUGUUGCUGAUCCAGAAAUUCAGGAGGAAAAGGUUGACAGCUCUCUAGAGUUUCUUAUUCUUGCAAGUGAUGGAUUAUGGGAUGUUGUCACGAAUGAGGAGGCUGUUGCAAUAGUUAAACCGAUCCAAGAGCCAGAGGAUGCAGCAAAGAGGCUGAUGCAGGAAGCAUAUCAGAGGGGUAGUGGAGAUAACAUUACUAUCGUCGUCGUACGUUUCUUGGCCAACCAUGGGGCAUCAUCUCUUGGCAGCUCUGGUUAACUAAAUCUUCUCAUAUUCUGCUGAUGUCUCUAGUUCCCUUCCUACCCUGUGAAAACUGAAGCAGUCGGGAACACCAUCGUAAAUGCACUGUUUGAAGAACAAUACAAACCUUUAACUUACCUCUUAGGUUAAAAUGUACCUGAUAAUGUAACUAGUUAGAAGUGCGUGUGCUUAAAAAUCGUUAGAAAACUACCUUUGUAUUUUGGAUGUUGUAUGUGCAGUCUAAACAUCUUCUUUCUUGGUACUUAAAUGUGCAAAUUGCAAAGUAUACAUAUGCGGGUCAUAGCAAUUAUACAUAUCAGGUCUAUUUUUCUGCUGGUAAA